AUGGCAGUGACACCCAAAAUCGCUCCUUCAAUGCUCUCAUCGGACUUCGCUAAUUUGGCUUCCGAAGCUCAUCGUAUGAUCAAUUACGGCGCUGAUUGGCUUCAUAUGGACAUCAUGGAUGGGCACUUUGUCCCCAAUUUAACCAUGGGUGCUCCAAUUAUUGAAAGUUUGAGAAAGCACACAAAGGCAUAUUUGGAUUGUCAUCUGAUGGUUACAAAUCCUAUUGAUUAUGUUGAACCUUUGGGAAAAGCUGGUGCUUCUGGGUUUACAUUUCAUGUAGAGACAUCAAAAGACAACUGGAAAGAACUUAUCCAAAGUAUUAAGUCCCAGGGCAUGAAGCCUGGUGUAGCGAUAAAGCCUGGGACGUCGGUUGAAGAGGUUUAUCCUCUGGUUGAAUCUGAAAAUCCUGUGGAAAUGGUUCUUGUCAUGACUGUAGAACCUGGAUUUGGAGGACAAAAAUUCAUGCCAGAGAUGAUGGAAAAGGUUCGAAUACUGAGGAAGAAGUAUCCAUCACUUGACAUAGAGGUUGAUGGUGGUUUAGGACCUUCAACCAUAGACGCAGCUGCGUCAGCAGGAGCGAAUUGCAUUGUUGCUGGAAGUUCAGUGUUUGGAGCCCCCGAGCCAGCUCAAGUUAUAUCCUUACUGAGGAAUUCUGUAGAGAAAGCACAGUAA
This is a messenger RNA of Lathyrus sativus (Indian pea), 672 nucleotides long. Lineage: Eukaryota; Viridiplantae; Streptophyta; Magnoliopsida; Fabales; Fabaceae. The record is from the annotation of a GenBank genome assembly.